GGAAGGCGGAGGGGGGGCGCUGGGACCGAUCCCGGGCUGCGGGCGCUGUGGGGGCUCCGUAGGGAGACCCGAGGAUCCAGGGCGCGGGGAUCGGGACCCCCGAGGGAGGACCCCGGAGGCGCAGGGAUCCAGGAGCCGCAGAGGAAGGAUCAGGCCAGAGGUGAGCGAGAAACUGUAGGCGCAGGAGCUGCGCGAGGCCGGGGCCCCGGAGGGCGCGCGCUAGGGAAGGUCCCGGGAAUCAGGUGCCCCCGGCCCGGGCAUGCGGCGCGGCGGGGCCGGGAGCAGCCGGAGGAGGAGCCGCCGCCGCCGCUGACCCGGCCGGGAGGAGGGAGAGAUGCGGGGCCGGGCCGCCCGCGCCCCACUCCCGCUGCCGCCGCCGCAGCUGCCGCCGCUGCUCCUGCUGCUGCUGCUCCAGCUGGGCCCGGGGAGCUUCGUCCUGGCCCCCUCGCCCUGCCGUGCCCUGGAAGCCCUGGAGCCGAGCUCUCCGGCCCCCUGCGCUCCCCAGCGCUGGUUCUGCCCGGCCGGGACCGAGGGCCACUGGCUGCACACCAGCCGCUGCCGCGCCGGGGGGCCCGAGCUGACCGGCCGCCUGGUGCCCCUGGAUAGGUUCAGAAGCGGGAGGGCCUGGUGCCCGGAGCCUGGGGCCCAUAUUCCCCUGCCACCGGCCCCCGGAGGCUGCCCCUGGAGCUGCCGCCUGCUGGGCGCCCGAGGCCACAUCUCCCCACAGGGCAAGCUCACCCUGCCGCCAGGGCAUCGGUGCGUCCAGGUACCUCGGCUGCAGUGCCAACUCUGCAGGCUGGCAUGGACCCAGGGGCACUGGGUCGAGAAGUGGCUGGCUGGGGAUCUCCCAGGAAGUCGCAGGAAACGCAAUGUGAACACAGCCCCCCAAUUCCAGUCACCUGUCUAUCAGGCCACGGUGCCCGAGAACCAGCCAGUGGGCACGCCGGUGGCUUCCCUGAGGGCUGUGGACCCCGACGAGGGUGAGGCGGGCCGGCUGGAGUAUACCAUGGAUGCCCUCUUUGACAGCAGAUCCAACCAGUUCUUCUCCUUGGACCCGGUCACCGGAGCCGUGACUACUGCCGAGGAGCUGGACCGGGAAACCAAGAGUACCCAUGUCUUUAGGGUGACUGCCCAGGACCAUGGGACCCCUCGGCGAAGUGCCCUGGCCACCCUGACCAUCACGGUGACUGACACCAAUGACCAUAACCCUGUUUUUGAACAGUCUGAGUACAAGGAGAGUUUGAGGGAGAACCUGGAAGUGGGCUAUGAGGUCCUGACGGUUCGAGCCACAGACGGUGACGCCCCUCCCAACGCCAACAUCCUCUAUCGACUGGUGGAGGGUCCCGGCGGACCUCCCCCUGAGGUCUUUGAGAUCGAUCCCCGUUCUGGUGUGAUUCGCACCCGGGGCCCUGUGGAUCGAGAGGCUGUAGAGUCGUACCAGCUGACUGUGGAGGCGAGUGACCAGGGCCGAGAUCCCGGUCCCCGGAGCGCCACGGCCACCGUGUGUCUGUCUGUGGAGGAUGACAAUGACAACGCUCCCCAGUUCAGUGAGAAGCGCUACGUGGUCCAGGUGAGGGAGGACGUGACUCCCGGUGCCCCCGUGCUCCGGGUCACGGCCACGGACCGCGACAAAGGCAGCAACGCCCUGGUCCACUACAGCAUCAUGAGUGGCAAUGCCCGCGGCCAGUUUUACUUGGACGCUCAGACAGGGGCCCUGGACGUUGUGAGCCCCCUUGACUAUGAGACAGCCAAGGAAUACACCCUCCGCAUUCGGGCCCAGGACGGGGGCCGUCCUCCACUCUCCAACGUCUCGGGCCUGGUGACGGUGCAGGUGCUCGACAUCAAUGACAAUGCCCCCAUAUUUGUCAGUACCCCCUUCCAGGCCACCGUCCUCGAGAGCGUCCCCCUGGGGUAUCUGGUCCUCCACAUCCAGGCCAUCGAUGCUGAUGCAGGGGACAACGCCCGCCUCGAGUACCGCCUGGCCGGCGUCGGGCCCGACUUCCCCUUCACCAUCAAUAAUGGGACGGGCUGGAUCUCUGUGGCUGCCGAGCUGGACCGGGAGGAGGUAGACUUCUACAGCUUUGGGGUGGAGGCAAGGGACCACGGCACCCCCCCACUGACAGCCUCCGCCAGCGUCAGUGUGACCAUCCUCGACGUCAACGACAACAACCCGACCUUCACCCAGCCGGAGUACGCGGUACGCCUGAACGAGGACGCGGCCGUGGGCACCAGCGUGGUGACGGUCUCGGCCGUGGACCGGGACGCUCACAGCGUCAUCACUUACCAGAUCGCCAGCGGCAACACCCGCAACCGGUUCUCCAUCACCAGCCAGAGUGGGGGGGGGCUGAUCUCGCUGGCGCUGCCCCUGGACUACAAGCUGGAGCGGCAGUACGUGCUGGCGGUCACAGCCUCGGAUGGCACCCGCCAGGACACAGCCCAGGUUGUGGUCAACGUCACGGAUGCCAACACUCACCGCCCUGUCUUCCAGAGCUCCCACUACACCGUCAACGUCAAUGAGGACAAGCCGGCGGGCACCACCGUGGUCCUGAUCAGUGCCACGGAUGAGGACACAGGGGAGAACGCCCGCAUCACCUACUUCAUGGAGGACAGCAUCCCCCAGUUUCGCAUCGAUGGCGACACGGGCGCAGUCACCACGCAGGCGGAGCUGGACUAUGAGGACCAGGUCUCCUACACUCUGGCCAUCACCGCCCGGGACAACGGCAUCCCCCAGAAGUCGGACACCACUUAUCUGGAAAUCCUCGUCAACGAUGUCAACGACAACGCCCCUCAGUUUCUGAGAGAGUCCUAUCAAGGCAGCAUCUAUGAGGAUGUGCCCCCCUUCACGAGUGUCCUCCAGAUUUCUGCCACGGACCGUGAUUCGGGAUUAAACGGCAGGGUUUUCUAUACCUUCCAAGGUGGGGACGAUGGCGACGGCGACUUCAUUGUCGAGUCCACGUCAGGCAUCGUGCGCACAUUGAGGAGGUUAGACCGGGAGAACGUGGCCCAGUAUGUCCUCCGGGCAUUUGCGGUGGACAAGGGAGUGCCCCCAGCUCGGACCCCGGUGGAGGUGAUGGUGACCGUCCUGGAUGUGAACGAUAAUCCGCCCGUCUUUGAACAAGACGAAUUCGACGUGUUUGUGGAAGAGAACAGCCCCAUUGGCCUGGCGGUGGCUCGAGUCACAGCCACAGACCCGGACGAGGGCACCAAUGCCCAGAUCAUGUACCAGAUCGUGGAGGGCAACAUCCCGGAGGUUUUCCAGCUCGAUAUCUUUUCUGGGGAGCUCACCGCCUUGGUGGACCUGGACUACGAGACGCGGGCGGAGUACGUCCUCGUGAUCCAGGCCACCUCAGCCCCCCUGGUGAGCCGGGCGACUGUCCACGUCCGCCUCCUUGACCGCAACGAUAACCCGCCUGUGCUGGGGAACUUUGAGAUCCUCUUCAACAACUAUGUCACCAACCGCUCCAGCAGCUUUCCUGGGGGUGCCAUUGGCCGGGUGCCAGCCCACGACCCCGAUGUCUCCGACACACUGAGCUACAGCUUUGAACGGGGGAACGAGCUCAGUCUGGUGCUGCUCAACACCUCCACGGGGGAACUGAGGCUGAGCAAGGCCCUGGACAACAACCGACCUCUGGAGGCCAUCAUGAGUGUGUCGGUGACAGACGGCGCGCACAGCGUGAGCGCCCAGUGCGUGCUGCGGGUCACCAUCAUCACGGACGAGAUGCUGACGCACAGCAUCACGCUGCGCCUGCUGGACAUGUCUCCCGAGCGCUUCCUGUCGCCGCUGCUGGGCCUCUUCAUCCGCGGCGUGGCCGCCACGCUGGCCACGCCCCCCGACCACGUGGUGGUGUUCAACGUGCAGCGGGACUCGGACGCGCCGGGCGCGCACAUCCUCAACGUGAGCCUGUCGGUGGGGCGGCCGCCGGGGCCCGCGGGCGGGCCGCCCUUCGUGCCUUCCGAGGACCUGCAGGAGCGCCUCUACCUGAACCGCAGCCUGCUGGCGGCCAUCUCGGCGCAGCGCGUGCUGCCCUUCGACGACAACAUCUGCCUGCGCGAGCCCUGCGAGAACUACAUGCGCUGCGUGUCCGUGCUGCGCUUCGACUCCUCGGCGCCCUUCAUCGCCUCCGCCUCGGUGCUCUUCCGGCCCAUCCACCCGGUCGGGGGCCUGCGCUGCCGCUGCCCGCCGGGCUUCACCGGAGACUACUGCGAGACCGAGGUGGACCUCUGCUACUCGCGGCCCUGCGGGCCCCACGGGCGCUGCCGCAGCCGCGAGGGCGGCUACACGUGCCUCUGCCGCGAGGGCUUCACCGGUGAGCACUGUGAGGUGAGUGCCCGCUCUGGCCGAUGUGCUCCUGGAGUCUGCAAGAAUGGAGGCACCUGUGUCAACUUGUUGGUUGGUGGCUUCAAAUGCGACUGCCCAUCAGGUGACUAUGAGAAACCUUACUGCCAAGUGACCACACGCAGCUUCCCGGCCCGGUCCUUCCUCACCCUCCGAGGCCUUCGGCAGCGCUUCCAUUUUACCCUGGCCCUCACGUUCGCCACAAAGGAGAGGGACGGACUUCUUCUGUACAAUGGGCGUUUCAAUGAAAAGCAUGACUUUGUGGCCCUUGAAGUGAUUCAGGAGCAGGUCCAGCUCACUUUCUCUGCAGGGGAGUCAACGACCACCGUAUCCCCAUUCAUCCCUGGAGGGGUCAGCGAUGGCCAGUGGCACACCGUCCAGCUGCAGUACUACAAUAAGCCACUGCUGGGGCGCUCCGGACUCCCACAGGGCCCUUCUGAGCUGAAAGUGGCCGUGGUGACAGUGGAUGACUGUGACCCUGGCGUGGCACUGCGCUUUGGAGCUGUCCUAGGAAACUAUUCCUGUGCUGCCCAGGGCACCCAGGCUGGCAGCAAGAAGUCCCUGGAUCUGACAGGUCCCCUGCUGCUGGGAGGGGUCCCUGACCUACCUGAGAGCUUUCCCAUCCGUACUCGCCACUUUGUGGGCUGCAUGCGAAACCUGCAGGUAGACAGCCGGCGUGUGGACAUGGCGGACUUCAUCGCCAACAAUGGCACUGUGCCUGGGUGCCCAGCCAAGAAGAACGUAUGUGACAGCAACACCUGCCAGAAUGGGGGCACCUGCGUCAACCAGUGGGACACGUUCAGCUGCGAGUGCCCCCUGGGCUACGGAGGCAAGAGCUGUGCCCAGGAGAUGGCGAAUCCUCAACGCUUCCUGGGUAGGAGCCUAAUGGCCUGGCAUGGCUUGGCACUUCCCAUCACCCAGUCCUGGCACCUCAGCCUCAUGUUCCGUACCCGCCAGGCAGAUGGCAUCCUGCUGCAGGGGAUCACCAGAGGGCACAGCACCAUCACCCUGGAGAUGAGAGAGGGUCACGUGUUGCUGAGUGUGGAGGGCACCGGUGUCCAGACCUCCUUUCUGCGGCUGGAGCCGGGCAGGGCCAACGAUGGGGACUGGCACCACGUGCAGCUUGUGCUCGGAGUCAGCGGAGGUGCCCGAGAGCCCGGGCACGCCGUCCUGUCCUUCGAUUACGGGCAGCAGCAGGCGGAAGGCAACUUGGGUCCCCGGCUGCACGGGCUGCACCUCACAAACGUGACUGUGGGCGGGGCGGCAGGACCUGGCGGGAGCGUGGCCCAAGGCUUCCGGGGCUGCCUGCAGGGCGUGCGAGUGGGUGAGGCAGCGGAUGGGGCCAGCAGCCUUGACCCCAGCAGGGCAGAGCGGGCCAACGUCGAGCAGGGCUGCAGCCUCCCUGAUCCUUGUGACUCCAACCCCUGCCCCACCAACAGCUACUGCAGUGAUGACUGGGACAGCUACUCCUGCAGCUGCGACCCCGGUUACUACGGCGAUAGCUGUGCCAAUGUCUGUACCCUGAACCCCUGUGAGCACCAGUCUGUGUGUACCCGCAAGCCCAGUGCCCCUCAUGGCUACACCUGCGAGUGUCCCCACAACUACUUCGGGCCCUACUGUGAGACCAGGAUUGACCAGCCGUGCCCUCGAGGCUGGUGGGGACAUCCCAUGUGCGGUCCCUGCAACUGUGAUGUCAGCCAAGGCUUCGACCCCGACUGUAACAAGACCAGUGGGGAAUGCCGCUGCAAGGAGAACCAUUACCGCCCACUGGGCAGCCCUGCCUGCCUCCUGUGUGAUUGUUACCCCACGGGUUCUCUGUCCCGGGUCUGUGAUCCGGAGGAUGGUCAGUGCCCUUGCAAACCAGGAGUCAUCGGGCGCCAGUGUGACCGGUGUGACAACCCUUUUGCUGAGGUGACAGCCAAUGGCUGUGAAGUGAAUUACGACAGCUGCCCAAGGGCAAUCGAAGCUGGCAUCUGGUGGCCUCGGACCCGAUUUGGGCUGCCCGCCGCAGCACCAUGCCCCAAGGGCUCCUUUGGUACCGCAGUGCGGCACUGCGAUGAGCAUCGAGGAUGGCUGCCCCCCGACCUCUUCAACUGCACCUCUGUCACCUUCUCGGAGCUGAAGGGCUUUGCCGAGCGGCUGCAGAGGAAUGAGUCGGGCUUGGAUGCUGGGCGCUCCCAGAGGCUGGCGGUACUGCUCCGAAACGCCACCCAGCACACCGCUGGCUACUUUGGCAGCGAUGUCAAAGUGGCCUAUCAGCUGGCCACGAAGCUGCUGGCCCACGAGAGUGUCCAGCGGGGCUUUGGGCUGGCUGCCACCCAGGAUGUGCACUUCACAGAGAAUCUGCUGAGAGUUGGCAGCGCCCUCUUAGAUGUUGGCAACAAGCGUCACUGGGAACUGAUUCAGCAGACGGAGGGCGGCACCGCCUGGCUGCUGCACCAUUAUGAGGCCUAUGCCAGCGCUCUUGCCCAGAACAUGCGCCACACCUACCUGAGCCCAUUUACCAUCAUCACACCCAACAUCGUCAUCUCAGUGGUGCGCCUGGACAAGGGCAACUUCGCUGGGGCCAAGCUGCCCCACUAUGAGGCACUUCGGGGGGAGCGGCCCCCUGACCUUGAGACAACGGUCAUCCUUCCUGAGUCUGUGUUUAAGGCAACAGAAAGUCAAGACCAUCAGCCCCCAGGUGUGCCCGUGGUGCCAGGCGAGGCCCGGGAGCAGGAGGAGCUGGGUCGGCGGCAGAGGAGACACCCGGAGCUGAGCCAGGGCCAGGCGGUGGCCAGCGUCAUCAUCUACCGCACCCUGGCCGGGCUGCUGCCGCAUAACUACGACCCUGACAAGCGCAGCCUGCGGGUCCCCAAACGGCCCGUCAUCAACACGCCAGUGGUGAGCAUCAGUGUCCAUGACGACGAGGAUCAGCUGCCGCGGGCCCUGGACAAGCCUGUCACGGUGCAGUUCCGGCUUCUGGAGACUGAGGAGCGUUCCAAACCCAUCUGUGUCUUCUGGAAUCACUCGAUUCUGGUGAGCGGGACAGGGGGCUGGUCAGCCCGGGGCUGUGAGGUGGUCUUCAGGAACGAGAGCCACGUCAGUUGCCAGUGUAACCACAUGACCAGCUUCGCGGUGCUCAUGGAUGUGUCUCGCCGGGAGAAUGGGGAGAUCCUGCCCCUGAAGACAGUGACUUAUGCAGCCCUGGGGGUGACCUUGGCUGCCCUGCUGCUCACCUUCCUCUUCCUUGCCUCCCUGCGGGCCCUGCGCUCUAACCAGCACGGCAUCCGCAGGAACCUGGUGGCCGCCCUUGGCCUGGCCCAACUGGUCUUUCUGCUGGGCAUCAAUCAGGCUGACCUGCCGUUUGCCUGCACCGUCAUCGCCAUCCUGCUGCACUUCCUGUACCUGUGCGCUUUCUCCUGGGCCCUGCUGGAGGCGCUGCACCUGUACCGUGCCCUCACGGAGGUUCGGGACGUCAACACCGGCCCCAUGCGCUUCUACUACAUGCUGGGCUGGGGAGUGCCCGCCUUCAUCACAGGCUUGGCGGUGGGCCUGGACCCAGAGGGCUAUGGGAACCCUGACUUCUGCUGGCUCUCCAUAUACGACACACUCAUCUGGAGCUUUGCCGGCCCAGUGGCCUUUGCUGUCUCGAUGAGCGUCUUCCUGUACCUCCUGGCAGGCCGUGCCUCAUGCGCUGCCCAGCGCCAGGGGUUUGAGAAGAAGGGCACCGUUUCAGGCUUGCGCUCGGCCUUCGCUGUGCUGCUCCUGCUCAGUGCCACGUGGCUGCUGGCCCUGCUUUCUGUCAACAGUGAUGCUCUCCUCUUUCACCAUCUCUUUGCUGCCUGCAACUGUGUCCAGGGUCCCUUCAUCUUCCUCUCGUAUGUAGUGCUCAGCAAGGAGGUCCGAAAAGCCCUGAAAUUUGCCUGUAGUCACAAGCCCAACCCUGAUCCUGCCCUCACUACCAAAUCUACUCUAACCUCGUCCUACAACUGCCCCAGUCCUUAUGUAGACGGACGGCUCUACCAGCCCUACGGAGACUCGGCCGGCUCCCUGCACAGUGCCAGCCGCUCAGGCAAGAGUCAGCCCAGCUACAUUCCCUUCCUGCUCAGGGAAGAAUCCAGUCUGAACACUGGCCAAGGGCCGGCUGCUUUGGGGGACCCAGGAGUCCUGUUCCUGGAAGCUCAGGACCAGCAGCACGGGCCUGAUACAGACUCAGACAGUGACCUGUCCCUGGAGGACGACCAGAGCGGUUCCUAUGCAUCCACCCACUCGUCAGACAGCGAGGAGGAAGAAGAAGAUGGCGCUUUCCCUGGGGAGCCAGGCUGGGACAGCUUGCUGGGACCCGGUGCUGAGCGAUUGCCAUUGCAUAGUACCCCCAAAGCUGAUGGUGGCCCAGGGCCUGGCAAAGCCCCUUGGCCUAGUGAGCUUGGAACAGCCUCCAAGGAGGAGAACGGGGAGGCCUUGUGUCGGGACAGCCCCCUGGGCCCCCUGCCUGGACCCGCUGUGCAGCCCCACAAAGGCAUCCUCAAGAAGAAGUGUCUGCCCACCAUCAGUGAGAAAAGCAACCUCUUGCGGCUGCCCCCGGAGCCGGGCACCGGCUCUUCGCGGGGCUCCUCGGCCAGUGAGAGCAGCCGGGCCGGCCCCCUCCCCCCACGUCCGCCUCCCCGACAGACGUUGCAGGAGCAGCUGAACGGGGUCACCCCUAUCGCCAUGAGCAUCAAGGCGGGCACAGUGGAUGAGGACUCAUCGGGCUCGGAAUUUCUCUUCUUUAACUUCCUGCAUUAACCCCGGGCCCACGGCCCCCACGCCUGAGGCUCCCCUCUCACGCCCCCAUACCAUGUCUUGUGCUUUUUCCCCUCUUCCCCUGCCCACCCCCCAAACUUCCCUCUUCCUGCCCCACAGCAGUGACGAGACAUCCAUCUGAGGAGCCCGUGGGCAUUGCCAGGAGGAAUGCCCGCUCCCCCAGCCCAUCUUGUGCCAAUCACCCCCUGCCAUCACCCCUUGGCCCCAAUGCACUUUGGAACCCUGGGGCCGCACUUCCAAGGAAACGCUUUUUCAGAAAAGAGGAAAAAAAGAAAGAAAAAAAAAACUGGAAGGAUAUCUGCUCUUGUGUCUUCAGGGAUGAAUUUUUUAUACAAUGAAAACUGAUUCUCCUCCACCCACUAGAGGAUGGGACCUCCCAGGAUCCUCCCCUGCCUCCCCCCAGUUUCCCAUCUGCUGUGCCUCUGGGAGGAGGGGAAGGUUCUGGGGGGACUGGGAAUUUCCUGCCCCCCCUUCUGCCAUCACCAAAAGAAAAAGGACAAAGCCACACACUUCCUACAGGGGACAAGCUGGACAAGAUAGGCUCCAGUUUGGGGGAGAGGGGACAAUGGCACUCCCCUCAAGAAGUGAAGACCCCUGUCUGGAGGCAGGAGGGGCGGUAGAAGGACCAGCCUCCCCACCUCCCAAUGCUGCAUGAACAAAUGUAAAGGGGAAAGGACCCAGGAGUCCCUGACCCCUAGCUGGGGAUGGUGCCCCCUUUCCUUUUCUCUAGGCCUCUGGCAGUGCUCAAGAACCAAGAUUUUUGCUCAGUUUGCUGACCCAAAAGUGCUUUUUUUUUUUUUUUUUUUUUCCCUUUCUGCCCAAACCAUGCUGGGGAGGGGUCGUUUACAUUGCUUGCCUUUGCUCUGGAGAUGGAUAGAAGAGCUCAAGGCCCCAGGUGGCUGGGCUGGGGCCGGCCCAGGGCAUGAGGAGAGGUCUUAGGUUGGGGGGCAGGUAACAGUGAUUCGGCUCUGACUGCAUCUCACCUGCAGGCCCCUGCUGCGGCCUCUGAGGUGGCUUCCGGUCUCUAAUCUCGGAAUUGCCUCUUUCUUUAAAGUCCCAGGAAGUAGUCUCCUCUUCCUUCCUCAUCCUCCCCUCCCUCCUUCCUCCCCCAUCCCGCCAUUCCCUCUGAAGAGAGAGAUAAUAUAUAUUAUUUUUAAUUUAUUUGCCUUUUUGGUUGGGAUGGGACUAUGUCUGGCCCCAGAGGAUGUCGUGGAUGCCAUCUGAUGUCAUGGAUUUAGUGUCUCUCUGUGGUCUUCUGGCUUGGGAGCCGGGGCCUCUGGUCUGCUUGCUUCAAGUGCAGGCUCCCCUCUUAAGGGAGAAGCUGGUUUUAGCCCCCCCAACUCCCCUCCAUCUUGCCAGCUGCCAUUCACUUGAGUCAUUUUAUCCUAAGCAUGUGGACCAAAUUCUGAUGUCACUGAUCAUCCUCCUGGAGGCAGGUGGUCUAGGAAGGGCUCCAGACUGGUAAACUUGACAUUUCUUCUCUGCAAAGUUAGGUUCAUUCAUGGCUCUUCCUACAGCCUUGGAUUGCCCAUUUCUUCCCCACUCCUCUCCUCCUCUUCCACUUCCUGCAGAGGGUUAAAACUGUAACUGCUUUUACUACUUGAAGACUUAAAAAACAACCCCACAAAGAUGCUGGAUUCAUAACCUGUUACUAAUUGUUGGAUUGUACAGUUUGAUUGCUACUGUAAAUAUUUAUAGAUUUUUGUUUGUUUGGCCUUCUCCCUCUACUGAAUAAACUAGUUCUGUGCAGGUUUGAGCACUGCCAGCUUGA
Molecule: messenger RNA, 10892 nt
Organism: Sarcophilus harrisii (Tasmanian devil)
Lineage: Eukaryota; Metazoa; Chordata; Mammalia; Dasyuromorphia; Dasyuridae
Gene: CELSR2
Product: cadherin EGF LAG seven-pass G-type receptor 2
Exons: 35
Coding region: 335-9103 (2922 amino acids)
Biological process (GO): cell surface receptor signaling pathway; homophilic cell-cell adhesion; G protein-coupled receptor signaling pathway
Cellular component (GO): plasma membrane
Molecular function (GO): calcium ion binding; G protein-coupled receptor activity
Source: RefSeq, a predicted model, not a curated record